Molecule: messenger RNA, 1721 nt
Organism: Boeremia exigua
Lineage: Eukaryota; Fungi; Ascomycota; Dothideomycetes; Pleosporales; Didymellaceae
Product: Prefoldin subunit-domain-containing protein
Exons: 2
Coding region: 114-1721 (535 amino acids)
Biological process (GO): negative regulation of transcription by RNA polymerase II; negative regulation of phosphatase activity
Molecular function (GO): chromatin binding; transcription corepressor activity; phosphatase inhibitor activity
Source: RefSeq, a predicted model, not a curated record
UGUCAGAGGUGAGCGCGACGUUGCGCGCAUGUCAUGGAUCCCUUGUCAGCUAGCGGAUAGCGCGCUUUAAAAUCCCACCUCGCAAAAUCCUGCCCUUCUCCACCACCACUGCAAUGGCCGCGUCUGUGCAGGACACCCUAGAGGGCAUCGAGCGCCGCCGCGCCCAGCUCGAGGAGAGCGUGGAGAAGCUGCAGCGCGCCCUCAGCCACUGGACGUCAUGGGAGGCCGAGUACACGCUGUUCAAAGAGGAGCUCGCCACGGCCGCCGACCCCUCGCCGGCGCAGAUGCGCGCCCUCGCGCAGGACCUCGGCGCGUCGCUGCUGACCGAGAAGGAGGUGGGCGAGCUCCUCGGCAAAGACCGCACUGCUAACCAAGUCGCUGACCUUGUGCAACGGCGCAUUGACUACGUGCAGCAGAACAGCGCCACCGUCGAGAAGCAGCUCGACACGGCCGAGAAGCAGCUGGCCGGCGUCAACGUCCUGCUGGACCCUGGCGUCGACAAUGAAGACGGCCUGCCGAUGAUGGAUAUUGAGGAAGAGCUGGAUGACGAGGGGAAUGCAAUCUCGAGCUCCGUCAACCAGACGGGCAAGAACACGGCUGAGAUUGUCGAGGUGCUGCGAAAAGCCGGCCUGCAGAAGGCGGAUCUUGAGAAGAUGAUGCAGGGGGGUGGAGAGAAGCAGACACCAGCUGCACACGGCUAUAACGAGGACCUGGACGCCCUGAACUUCACGCACGGUUCCAAGGUGUACGAGCUGGACGACGACGAAAACAUCGUCGCAUCCUAUCCGAUCAUUCCUCAGGGCGAGUCACCAGAAGACGCCGAGCUACGGCGGCAGAUGCUGCAGUACGGCCUGUCGGAGGUCGGGCAGGUUGUCGCGGAACUUGAUCUCGACAACCCCACUGCAGAUUACUCAGACUUUGACGACGACUACAACGACGAUGACUACGACGAGGACGAAGACGAAGACCAGUACGGACGCAGCACCAAGCCUGUUGUUUCUGACGACUACCGGCAGCAGAUGCUGGAUCUGGAGAAGAAGCUCAACGCCCGUAUGCUCGAAAACGUGGGGCCUCAGCUUGAAGACGACACGGCCGAGCAGGUGGAGAGUGUUCGCUUGAUGAAAGUGCAGAGGGACGACAAAUUCGACGAGACAAUCAGCGCAGCGACACCAAAGACAAAUCCACAGCCGUCCGGGAAGAAGGGCGUUCGCUUUGCUGACGAACUCGACGUCUCUGAAGCCCCGAAGCCAGUCCAAGCACCAGAGCCCGUUCUACCAUCAAAGCCGGUACCGACCAUGUCAGACGUCGUCGAGCGACCCGCCCAGCCAUUCGUCGCGCCCACAGCUCCCUCCAAGCCGGGCAAGGUAUCGCGCUUCAAGAGCGCGCGCUCCAACCAGCCCGCCGACCCCCUCCCAAACCCCCAACCCUACCUCCCCCAGCCCGUCCCUAGCGGCCCAGCCGGCCGCACGCUCGCCAACACCGUCAUCGAGCACGUCCCGUCACCCUCGGAGCCCACGGCCCCCGACGAAUUCGACCCCGCAGUGCUCAACCGCGAGAUCCAAGCCGAGUACCACAAAGCGCGCAACAAGUUCAUCCAGCAACAGGGCGGCUUCCAGCCCACGCCCGAAGACGUCGCCAGCCCGAUUGUCGAGGAGCGCAACGGCACGACCAAGAAGGUGAGCCGCUUCAUGGCGGCCAAGCUAAGGGCCGAGGGUAUGUAA